UUUGACAUUUAAAACGUCAUGUGUCAAACGUAAAGUCAUAGCAAAACCUUUUCCAUAUUAUUUCACCUCGUUCAGUGUUCGAAUGUGAUAAAAUUCAUCGUUGCUUAGUGUUUUUCCUUAAUGGAAAAUCAAAAUAAUCCAUCCCCGUUAAUUAGAAGCCAAUCCUCGGAUACUUUUGAUCACGUUGCAACGCGAUUUCAAAGGGUUUUACCCAAUUAUUUUAACGUAACUCAUCUAAUAGGAACAAAUACUUUAUCAGAACCGAAUAUUUCGCAUAUUAAUGGACCUACAAUGAGCCAGAGUUUUGUGAUAAACGUUGAAGAUGAUGAUAAUUUGGGAACAUCACCGGUUGACGCUGCAGCAACGACAAAUAAUAUUAAUCCAGAACCAGAAGAAGUGAAUAAUGUGGAAGCGGUGGAUCAUGUUUCUGCAACCGAAAGACUGCAAAAUAUGUUAGAAGCUAGACAAUGUACAAAAAUCUUACAAAAGUAUAUUCCUUUUGUAUUAAUUUUAUUUGCAAAAGGUUUAUAUGAUCAUCAUGAAGGAAUUUUAAAUGUUAUUGUACUUUUAACUACAUUUACUCAUGCCAACUCUGUUGUUAAAAAAGAAGCUACAAAAAAAACUCGAAAGAAUUAUUCAAAGCUACUUUUAGCUUUAUUAUAUAUUGUUUGUGCUAUCGUUUUUAUAUAUUAUCAGUUCGGUUGCUCAAAAUUAUAUCUUAAUCUUAUUUUUAUAAGAACUUAUGAAAGUUCAUUAAAAGUUUGGGAUUUAUUAUGGAUUGUUGGUGUUACCGAUUUCAUUUUAAAACUAAUCACAGUUGUUGUUAAGAUUUUUGUUACAUUAAUGCCACAUAAAAUCAUUGCAUUUCAAAAAAGGGGUAAAACAUAUUUAUUCAUAGAAGCAAUUUCACAACUUUAUAGAAGCUUAGCCCCAAUCCAACCAUGGUUAUUUUAUAUUCUCGAGUCUUAUGAAGGCCCAGAGAAAAUCGUUGGUGUGUUCUUAGCUGCAGCUUAUAUGGUGUCAAAAGGACGUGAUUUAAUGUCUAAAUUAAAACUUUUUAAAAAUGCAGUUUUAAAGUUACUUCAAAACACUAUCGGUUCUUCACCAAGUAAAGAACAAAUUCAAACAGCAGGAGAUCAUUGUCCAAUUUGUCAUGACGAAUAUGAUUCACCUAUUUUAUUACAUUGUAGACACAUUUUCUGUGAAAGUUGUGUUUUGACUUGGUUUGAUCGCGAACAAACUUGUCCACUUUGUCGGGCUAAAGUUGUUGAUGAUCCAUCUUGGAGAGAUGGAUCAACAACGUUUUUCAUACAAUUAUUUUAAGUUUUCUGCUGUCUAUAUUUUUAGUUUUAAGGGUGUAAUUAUAAAUAAUAAAAUUAAGAUUUAAAUAUGGUUAUAUUUUACUCCAUCUAUUGAGUUUUGUUAUAACUAUAUAUA
Messenger RNA from Onthophagus taurus, 1437 nucleotides. Lineage: Eukaryota; Metazoa; Arthropoda; Insecta; Coleoptera; Scarabaeidae. The record is from RefSeq and is a predicted model, not a curated record.